AUGGACAAGAGUAAGAGCCGUACCGAUCUACUCGCAGCUGGCAAAAAAAAGCUCCAACAAUAUCGUCAGAAGAAGGAUAAUAAAGAUAACAAAGGUGGUAGUAGCCGUGGGAAAUCAUCAAAAAAGUCUUCCAAACAUCAGCUACCUGAGUCUGAUGCUGAUACUGAUGCUGCCAGUGUUACCUCUACAGGAUCGUCUCAGGUUACUGAUGGAAAUGUUGAAACCAACAGUGACUCCAAUGUUGUUAUCACUGAACCAAUAGAAUCACAGUCUUUGGCAAGCUCAACAGCCGCUGACAAUGUUGAUCCAUCUGUUGAUUCUUCGUCAGUGGUCAAGACAUCUGAUACAGGUGAAGAAACUGAUUUGGAUUCUAAUGCUAAGUUUGCACUUCAGGGUCGUGGGGUCCACGAGAAGGAUUCUGAACUGUCUGUUGAAGAUCAACGAGGGAGUUCUCAGAAUAUUGGUGCUAAUGUGGCGAAAGAUGCGUCUUUUACAAGUUCGUCGGCUCCUGACAAUGUUGAUCCAUCUUUUGAUUCAUCAUCAGUGGCCAUGACAUAUGAUACAAGCCACGAAACUGAAUUGGAUUCUAGUGCUAAGUUAGCACUUGAGGAUCAUGAAGUCCUUGAGAACGAUUCUGAAUUGUCAGCCCAAGAUCAAGGGGGAAGCUCUCAGAAUGUUGGUGCUGAUGUAGCAGAAGACGUUUCUUUGAGAACUUCAAAUAUUGAAGGAAGAACAACAUACGAUCAUGCAUCCAAGCCUGUUGCUCUUUUGUCCACGCAUGCUUCUAUUGCAACUGCUGUGGAUGAGUCUAUCACAGUUGAAAAAGAGAGUGAAAAAAGAGAAAGAUCGUUGCCUUUAUCUGAAGAUAUUUCCAAUACAUUUGUGGUGCAAACGAGAGAAGAUCAGGUAACAAAUUUAGGGGCAAUGCAGGAAGCUGAUGAUUUGGAUAUGGCGAAACCUUGUCAAAGCACUGAUGCUAUUAUAGAUGAUCAAAAGGAGAUUCCUUUGUUUGAAGCCGGUGAGAGUGAUCAGUCUCUUUCAGGAUUUGCUUUGGAGAAUACUAUAAUUGAGGAGGCAUCUCAUGAAGUGGAACAACUAGACAGGCCAGUUGAAUUAUUCUCCCCUUUUGAAGACAUUGUGUCAGAUAAGAAUUCAGGUUCUGAUAAAGGCCAGCAUGAUGAUUUUGCAACUGUAGGGACUUCAAUGAAAAAUUUGGAGAGAGAAACAUUACCAGGUUCAUCUAAUGAUGAAAUGAUUCUUCAGUCUAAUCAAGAGCAGAUAAGCAAGGGAGUCCUUAGUGGACAGGAUGUAGCGCUUCAUGAGGGGCUUAACCAGCAAUGUACUCUUGUUGGAUCUGCAGCUGAUAAUUCCACUCACGAGUUGUCAACCAGAGCUUCGACCAGAUUGUUUGAUCUCUCUCCUAUUUCUGAUGCGAGCUCAGUUAAUCUUUUGCAGUUAGCUGAACUUAUAAGAGGCCUUAAUGAAGAUGAGUAUCAGUUUCUGCUCAAGGCAAGAGGAGCAUUUUCUGAUCCAGAUCCAUUAACCAGUUGUUCAGUUUUACCAGAUCAUGCCUCUUCAGAAGCGUUUCAGAGGCUGAAAGAAGAAUUGUUUCUUGCUCAUAUGAUGCAAAAUAUAUUCAGUAUGCAGCUAGCUGAACAACUGGACCUCCAAUCGGAAUCUGAUUAUCACCGUUACCAGUUGAUCGGUGAACUAUCGCAGCUCCAUGAUUCACGCAAUGAAGUUAAUGAGAACAAUCAGCGGCUUAAUGAAGAACUUGCUAACUGCCGUGUAGAACUACAUAAUAGUUCUAGCAAGAGUGUAGAACUACAGAACCAAUUUGAUACUGCAAUGACAGGGAUUGAAACUCUUUCUGCCAGAGUAGUUGAGCUACAGAUUAGUUUUGAAAUGUCUGAGAAAGAUUCAUUGGAUCUAUCCACAGAGUUGGCCGACUGCAGAAGUUUGAUCUCAAGUUUACAGGAUGAAAAGAAGGGUGUGAGCGAAACUCUUGAUUUGGUGAUUUCUGAGAAAAAUAAACUUGCAGAGGAGAAAGAGUCUAACCUCUAUGAAAGUCAGAAGCUGGCAACUGAAUUGUCUUGCUUAAAGAGUUCAACGGAAGCAGUAGAAGUCGAAAAUUCCAACUUAAUUGACAGGAUCUCUUUGGUGACUGAAGAGAGCAAUACGUUCAAGGCAGAAAUCAAGCAUCUCUUGCAAGAGAUCGAUAGAAUUUCAUUAGAUUUGGUUGAAAAUAAAGAUUUGGUGGCAAGUCUACAGAGCGAAAAUUCCAAUUUAAAUGAGAACCUUGCAUUGUCAGUUGAUAAGAUUAAAAAUCUGGAAGAUGAUAAUCAAUCUGUUGUUCUUGAGAAUCAAAGCCUCACUUCUCAGAUUGUUUCCAUACAAGAACAAUUAUCUAUAGAAAAGGGAGAACGGAUGAGAUUUGAAGAUGACCUUAAAGAAGCCACAGUGCACUUGGAACAACUUUCCAAGGAAAAUGUGUCACUUAAUAGUACUUUAGAUGAGCACAAGGCUAAAAUAGAAGAAAUUGCAGUUACUAAAAAUUCUCGGCAGAUAGGUCAGGAGCUAGAUGAUGGCGCAGCAGGGGGACCAUUUGAAAAUAUACCUGAACAAGAAAUUUUCAAUGACUCUCUUGGGUUUGUUUCAUUGAAGACUGAUUUGAAUGAGAUGGAGAAUGUUUUGGUGAAGCUUGAAAAGGCAAUUGAUAAGUUACAUUCUCAAUCAGUAAUCUCUAGCAGGACUUCUGAGAAAGUUUCUUCACCCGUGGUAUCAAAAUUGAUACAGGCUUUUGAACCAAAAGUAAAUGAAACCGAGCACGAGGUAGAGAUAAGUGGUUCAACUGAUGUGCAGUCACAAUCAAAUUCACUUAUUAUGUUAACUGAAAAGCAAGUAGGAAACUUGAGAAAAUUGUUAUCAAAGUGGAAGCUGGAUGUUCAGAGCGCAGAUUCAUUGUUCAAGGGGGAACGAGAUGGUAGGAAAGUUGGGGAUGCAAAGUAUGGUGAUCUUAAGGACCAGUUUGAAGGAUUGAAGCAACGUUGUUCAGAUUUUGAAGCAUCUAACAUCGAACUUGCAGUUCAAUAUGAAACAGUUAAACAACUUCUGGGCGACAUUCAAGAAAAGAAAUGUCAUCUUGAGGAAAUCUGUGAAGCUCUUAAACAAGAAGAUAUUCACCUGAAAGCCAAAACUAAUGAACUCUAUGACAAGCUUGGAUACUGUCAUUCAAAAUUGAUUGAAUUGCUUACUGAAAUGAAUGAUGUGAAACUAAGUUCAAAUGAGAUGGCUUCUGUUAUUGGCAGUCAGCUGGAAAUUUUGCAGAAGGAGGUGACAGAGAGGGCGGUGCUACUUGAGCAAGGCUGGAAUACUACUAUUGAUGAGAUUGUUAAGUUAGUUGUGAAGCUGAAUGAAUCAGUUGGGGAAAUAUCACAUACAACGGUCUCUUAUGACACCCAUGAUGGCUUGCAUAUCAGUCAUUGGUUAGAUGCUUCUGUUAGUGCUGCCACUGAAAUGAUUUUUGGUCUGCAGAAGAAACUUGAAGCUUCUAAUGCAGAUCAUGAAAUAAUCUCCAUGUCACAUAAAGAAAUGACCACGAAAUGUGAACAUCUGCUUGAGAGGAAUGAAAUGGCUUUCGAUGUACUACAUAAAAUAUACAGUGACUUGAGGAAACUUAUGUUGAGGAGUGGUUGGUCGUUGGAUGAAGAUAAGAUAGAUGAUCAAAGUGAGGCACUGCCUGAUUUACUGAAUUAUAAUAACUAUGAGACCAUCAUGAAGCAUUUGGGGGAUAUAUUGAUUGAAAAGCUGGAGUUGGAGUCUGUUACCAAUAAGAUGAAGUCAGAAUUGGUGCACAAGGAAACUGAAUAUGAAGAAUUGAAGAUAAAGUGUCUUGGUUUAGAUUCUGUUGGAAAGCUAGUUAAUGAUGUUGCAGGUGUGCUGCAUGUGGAAACUCUGAAUAUUGAAAUAAACACAUCGCCCCUUUUGCACUUAGAUUCGUUAGUGUCUAGUCUUGUACAGAAAACCAAAGAGGCUGAAAUCCAGAAUCACGCCAAUAAAGAAGACGAUGGAUCUAAGGAGAUGGAAUUGGAUGAACUGAAAGAAAAAAUGCAUUAUCUAGACAUGCUGCGUCUUGAGAAUGAAAAUGAAAUCUUUGUUCUAAGAGAAAGCUUACAUCAAGCUGAGGAAGCUCUUUCUACUGCACGUUCCGAAUUGCGUGAGAAAGCAAAUGAACUCGACCAUUCAGAGCAACGAGUGUCCUCCAUCCGGGAGAAACUUGGCAUAGCUGUUGCCAAGGGAAAAGGAUUAGUUGUACAGCGUGAUGGCCUCAAGCAGUCGCUAGCUGAGACGUCUACUGAAUUGGAGAGAUGCUCGCAAGAGUUGAAGUUGAAAGAUACAAGACUUCACGAGCUUGAAACAAAACUUAAGACCUAUUCAGAGGCCGGGGAACGCGUGGAAGCUCUGGAAUCUGAACUUUCAUAUAUUCGUAAUUCAGCUAAUGCCUUGAGAGAGUCAUUUCUGCUCAAAGAUUCAAUGCUUCAGAGGAUAGAAGAGGUUUUGGAAGACCUAGAUCUGCCUGAGCAGUUUCAUUCGAGUGAUAUAAUAGAGAAGAUUGAUUGGUUGGUUAGGUCAGUUGUUGGCAACUCAUUGCCCAUGAAUGACUGGGAGCAGAAAGAUUUUGCAGGAGAACGUUCAUAUUCUGAUGCUGGUAAUGCAGUCACAGAUUCUUGGAAAGAUGAUAGUCAGCUACAACCAGAUUCAGGGGACGAUGCAGGUAGACGUUCAUACUCUAAUGCUGGUUUUGUUGUCACAGAUUCGUGGAAAGAUGAUAGUCAGCAACAACUAGAUUCAGAGGGUGAUUUUCAAAAAAACUAUGAGGAGUUGCAGAGUAAAUACUAUGGGCUGGCUGAGCAAAAUGAAAUGCUGGAGCAGUCAUUGAUGGAAAGGAACAGCUUAGUUCAGAGAUGGGAGGAGCUUGUAGACAAGAUUGACAUGCCUUCUCAUUUGCGGUCUAUGGAGAUGGACGGUAGGAUUGAGUGGGUAGGAAGGGCACUUGCCGAGGCUAAUCAUCAUGUAGAUUCUCUGCAGCUGAAAAUUGAAAGAUAUGAAAGCUAUUGUGGAUUGCUAAAUACUGAUCUGGAAGAGUCUCAGAGGAGAAUGUCCACUCUUCAAGAAGACCUUAAAGCUCACACAUCGGAGAGAGAGCACCUUUCUGAAAAAAUAGAGGCUCUGAGACAUGAAUGCGAGAAACUAUCAGUGCAGACAAGGGGAGCUGAACUUGAGAAUGAAAAUCUGCACGGAGAAAUUACUAGUUUGAAGGAUCAGCUGGAGCAGAAAGCUGAAAUUGAAGAACAGAUUUUCACCAUCGAUGGCAAGAUAAAAAAAUUACAAGACUUAGUUGGCGAUGCCUUGCCAGAAUCUGAAACAGAAUAUCUGGUUUCUGAUGGUACAAAUAUUGAUUCUUUGGAAGAAUUGCUGAGAAAGCUUAUAGAUAAUCACGCUAGUCUUUUAUCAAUGAAAUCAAUGUGUGAGAAAGCUCACACAUCGGAGAGAGAGCACCUUUCUGAAAAAAUAGAGGCUCUGAGACAUGAAUGCGAGAAACUAUCGGUGCAGACAAGGGGAUCUGAACUUGAGAAUGAAAAUCUGCACGCAGAAAUUACUAUUUUGAAGGAUCAGUUGGAGCAGAAAGCUAAAAUUGAAGAACAGAUUUUCACCAUCGAUGGCAAGAUAAAAAAAUUACAAGACUUAGUUGGCGAUGCCUUGUCAGAAUCUGAAACAGAAUAUCUGAUUUCUGAUGGUACAAAUAUUGAUUCUCUGGAAGAAUUGUUGAGAAAGCUUAUAGAAAAUCAUGCUAGUCUUUUAUCAAUGAAAUCAAUGCGUGGCAUUGUACUUGAUGGACAUCGUUCACAAAAUGACGAUGCUACACUAAAUGAGGAAAAAAGUAUUGAUAUGCAUGAUAAGGAUCAAGCAGAUAUUGAUAGAUACAAGAAAGAUCUGGAGGCAGCUUUGAGCGAAUUGGAGCAUUUGAAGGAGGAGGGAGGGAGAAAUUUGGAAAAGCAAAUAUCUCUAUCUUGUAAAGUUGAAGCUCUGAGUAAAAGAACUGAGGAGUUGCAAGAGCUUCUUAAUCAGGAAGAGCAGAAAUCUGCUUCUGCAAGAGAGAAACUAAAUUUUGCAGUCAGGAAAGGGAAGUCAUUGCUGCAACAACGAGACAGUCUAAAACAAACCAUUGGAGAGAUGAAUGUUGAGAUGGAGCACUUGAAAUCUGAGAUCAAAAAACGAGAACACAUUAUUGCGGAGCAUGAACAGAAGAUGAGGCAGUUAUUAACCUACCCAGAUAGGUUAAAAGCACUUGAAUCUGAGAGUUCUCUUCUGAAGCAUCGUUUGGAAGAAACUGAACACCAUUUGCAGGAGAAAGAGUAUUCCUUGAAACUGAUUUUGAACAAGCUAGGUGAGAUUGAUGUUGCAGGUGAAGGUCAUAUAGGUGAUCCGGUGAAGAAGCUGGAAUGGAUCGGAAAAUUGUGUUCUGAUCUCCAUAACUCUGUCGCUUCUUUCGAACAGGAAUCCAGGAAAUCUAAAAGAACAUCAGAACUCCUGUUGGCAGAGUUGAAUGAGGUUCAAGAAAGGAAUGAUAGUUUUCAGGAGGAGCUUGCUAAGGUGGCUGAUGAACUUGUGGAUCUCAGAAGAGAAAGGGAUUCAGCGGAGGCUGCCAAACUGGAAGCUCUUUCACAUGUUGAAAAGUUAUCUACAUUACAUGAGGAAGAAAAACAGAGCCAUUUUUAUGAGCUCGUGGAAAUAAAAUCUAGCAUGAACCAAGUCUGGAAAAGCUUUGGUGAGGUUCAGAAUUUACUCGCUAAGACUUUUUUCACAGAUUUGGAAUCUUUUCGGAAUGUGGAAGUUGGUCUUGAGUUGUGUAUGAAAGGAUACAAUGCUCCAAAUGUGGUGGAUUCAUCUUCCAGAGAAGAACGUGAUGGUAUUUUACUAAAGUCACCUGAUAAUAAGACGGGCUCUGUGUAUGCAGAUUCUUGGUCAGAAUUUGGCACGACCGACCACUAUAAUGAUAAUACCAUUAUUGAAAUUUUUCAUCUACUUGGGCAUAAACUGCAAGAGUUUUUGGUGGAGGUCAGCUCUCUUAAGGAAAGAAUACACACGCACUCCAGUUCGGCACGUGAGCAAGACAAAACCCUGUUGAAACUAAUGACAAAUAUUCAGAGAGAAAUUACUUCCCAAAGAGAAUCUUUUGAAAAGAUAAAGACAGAAGUUAGUAAACGAGAUCUGCAACUUAUUGCAUUGCGGGGGAACGUUGCCCACCUUUAUGAAUCAUGCAUCAAUUCUGUCACUGUACUAGAGAACGGAAAAACUGAACUGCUUGGAGAAAAGGUUGAAUUUCCAGAUCAAGGGAUUAACUUGAAAGCACCGUCAUUUGAUGAUGAAAUAUCCGAGGAAUGUGUUAAAACCAUGGCUGAUAGACUGCUGUUGGCUGCAAAUGGGUUCGCUAGCAUAAAAACUGACUUUUUAGAGGCUAAUCAAAAGGAAAUGAAGGCUACUGUAACAAAUUUACAGAGGGAGCUUCAGGAAAAGGAUGUUCAAAGAGACAUAAUUUGUGCAGACCUGGUAAAACAGAUUAAGGAUGCUGAAGCUGCUGCCAAAAGUUACUCUCAAGAACUUCAAUCUCUUAGGAUGGAGGAGCAUGAUUUGAAAAAACAGAUAGAAGUGAUUGAAGGAGAAAAGAAGAUACUUGAGCAGAGAAUCAAGGAGCUGCAGGAUAGGCAAGGGAUUGCAGCAGAACUAGAGGAUAAAGUAAGAUCUCAGACUGCUUUGCUGGCUGCCAAAGACCAAGAAAUUGAAUCCUUAAUGCAUGCACUUGACGAGGAAGAGGUGCAAAUGGAAGAACUGACAAAGAAAAAUGCAGAACUUGAAAAGGCUGUUCAACAAAAGAAUCAAGAGGUUGAGAACCUUGAAUCUUCUCGUGGUAAAGUUAUGAAAAAGCUUUCUGUAACUGUAAGCAAGUUUGAUGAACUUCACCACCUAUCUGCAAAUCUCCUGUCUGAGAUUGAAAAGCUUCAGUCCCAAUUGCAAGAAAAAGAUUCCGAAAUUUCUUUCUUAAGACAAGAGGUUACUCGAUGCACUAAUGAUGAUCUCCGUGCAUCACAACUGAACAACCAGAGAAGUCUGGAUGAGAUCGUUGAGUUCUUUAUGUGGGUUGACACAAUUGUAUCUCAAGAUGGGAUGGAUGAUAUACUUCCUGAUGUGAAGAGUGAUGCUCAGGUUCACGAGUACAAAGAAAUACUUCAGAAGAAGUUGAUGUCUUUAAUAUCAGAGUUAGAUAAUCUAAGGGAAGUUGCAGAAAGCAGGGAUGAAAUGUUGCAAGCAGAAAAGAGUAAAGUAGCAGAGUUGAGCCAUAAAGCAGAAACGCUUGAGAAGUCCUUGCGUGAGAAAGAAUCACAAUUGAAUUUGCUUGAUGGUGUGGAAGAAACUGGAAAGGGAAUUGCCUCAAGCUCAGAAAUUGUGGAGGUAGAACCAGUGAUAAAUGAAUGGACAACAAAAGGGACAUUUGUUACACCUCAAGUUCGCAGUUUACGCAAGGGCAAUAGCGAUUAUGUUGCCAUUGCUGUUGAUGAAGAUCCUGGUAGUACUAGUAGGAUAGAAGACGAAGAUGACGACAAGGUUCAUGGUUUCAAAUCACUCACAUCAUCCAAAAUUGUCCCAAGAUUUACCAGACCACUAACUGACUUGCUUGAUGGCUUGUGGGUUUCUUGUGAUCGAACUUUAAUGAGACAACCGGUUUUGCGGCUUGGAAUUAUAAUUUAUUGGACCAUAAUGCAUGCGCUCCUUGCUUUCUUUGUUGUCUGA
Molecule: messenger RNA, 8850 nt
Organism: Vicia faba (fava bean)
Lineage: Eukaryota; Viridiplantae; Streptophyta; Magnoliopsida; Fabales; Fabaceae
Source: the annotation of a GenBank genome assembly